Symbiodinium natans is the source of this 642-nucleotide messenger RNA. The record is from the annotation of a GenBank genome assembly. NCBI's taxonomy places the organism in Eukaryota, Dinophyceae, Suessiales, Symbiodiniaceae.
AUGUUUCACCUCGCGGAGUUCAUGAACAGCUCCCCGUACGUCUACAUCCAGAAGCGGUACCAGAACGGCUAUGAUGAGGCGUUGCAGCGACGGCUCAUGGAGCCGGCAAACGAGGAGGAGGCCAAGCACAUCAGCGACCUUGCCCGGAAGUACGGCAAGUAUGGCUUCGAGGUCGGCAGCAUCCAGAGCCGCGUCGUGCGGGGCAACGAGGUCCUCUACGAGGUGCAGUGGAAGGGUUGCGAUGACCCGAAGCAGAACACCUUCGAGAACCUUACCAAGCUGAAGAAGCUUGGUGUCGUUGGCUUGGCGAAGGCCUACGACGAGCGCGUGGCAGCGCAGACCGCGGGUAUCGACCAGCGGCCACUGACGCAGAAGGAGAUCGUGAAGCAUCUCGAGCAGUUCGGCUUAGAUGAGGACAUGAUCCUCCACAGGCAGAUUGGGAGCUUCUCUGCUGGGCAGAAGUCGAAGCUGACUUUGGGCGCAGCCUUUUGGACGAAGCCGCACCUGAUUGCCUUGGAUGAGCCCACGAACUACAUCGACAUGGAGACGCUCGAUGCAUUGGUGCAAGGGCUGGCGAGAUACAAGGGUGGCAUCAUCGCGCCUCGUCUCAGAGAGGUUGCUGGCAUUCGUUUUACAGGGUAG